AUGCUUUCAUCUCAUGUUCUGCCCGAUGGCUGUUUGUCAUGCGUAUACACCUCGGCCAGCCUCAAUCGCUUUUCGGCCGCCUGUGCUGAUGCCGUCGACUGGCCCAGCUCUGGUUCAACAGACCCCGCCCAUUUGGUAGCAUUUGCCAGCGGUCGGGCCGUCUGCUUGGCCGGCGCCACGUCUGGCUUGCUCGUCAAGACCCCGUCGCCUCCGGUUGCGCCAUUCAGUCUGCGCCUGUUGCGCACGCUGAUCGGCCAUGGUGACGAUGUGUCGGCUGUCAGAUGGCUUCGUUGCUACCCGCAGACUCGGCCGUCCCAUCCCGACUCUGGCCCACCACCGGCCAAAGACUCGGCAAGUUGGCCUCUUCUCGCCUCGGGGUCGGCGGGGGACGGCGAGAUUUGUGUUUGGCGCUAUGAACCCACCUUGGAGUCAAGCGCUUCGUCUGAUUGGUGCCAAGUUCGUCGCCUCCGACUCCUGGAUACGGCGUCGAAAAAGAGCUUAAACGGGUUGGACGGUCAUGUCCUGUUGGACGGACAGGUAUUGUCAGAUGUUGCCUCUUCUGGGAUCUCGGUUGCAUACCGUUUUUGCAAAAUACUUUCCUAUUGA
Messenger RNA from Protopolystoma xenopodis, 606 nucleotides. NCBI's taxonomy places the organism in Eukaryota, Metazoa, Platyhelminthes, Monogenea, Polystomatidea, Polystomatidae. The record is from the annotation of a GenBank genome assembly.